AUGGGCGCCGCCUCGCAACUGCGGCUUCUUCUUUGGAAGAACGCCUUGCAGCAGUGGCGCUCGCCCUGGUUCAGUCUCCUCGAGUUCGUCGUCCCGCUCAUCCUCAUCAGCGCGUCUUUUGGCGCCAUGAUCGGCGUUAGUCAGGAUUUUGAUUCUAAUGAAAAGUUGAUCCAAAAAACUGAACUCCUCUUUAUUGAACAGUUCCAGCUUUCAAAAUAAUGAAGUCCUGACUAAUGGAAAAGAAAGUAGGAAACACUUAAUAGUUUUCUUUUAUUAGUCACGGGUUUAAAAAAAAACGUUUCAAGUAGCAUAGAAAAACUCCACUAAAAACUAUGGAUCCAUAUACAUAGGUCUUUUAAGAAGCGAAAAGCUUAGUUCAACUUUUUUUUCGAGUCUAAAAGGACUUCCGCGUGAGAAAAAAUUCUGACAGAUCAUAGGUCCUCAAAAAAAAGAACGGUUCAAAAAAGUCAGCGUGGAAUUUAAAAGCUAUUUGAGUCGUUCCGUAUGCUUUGCGGAAAAAAAAGCUGGCGGCGCGUGAAAUUUUUUUAUGAAAUUGCUUUUCUGAGUUUCUAACUUUGUGAAACUUGAUCUUUUCGAAGUUUUGUCCGUGGAGCACAUAUUGACGUGACUACUCACCCUAAUUGAGUUGAGAUCUCUUUUGUGGGUCAACAAUACUUCCUGAACAUUUUUUAUUUUUAAAGUCUCUAACACAGAGUAAAAAGAAAUGACGAAGAAAGAAAAUAAAAGAUAAAGAGAAAACGGUUCCAGCUUAACUUUUUUAUAAAUAUUGAACCAGUUAAGCUCCGAGGAGACUUCGAAAAGCACCAUCGCGAGAAGCUCUACUCAUCCUGGCCUGUCACAGGAACUGCCUAUGAUGUCAUCAUGCCUACAAGGCCCGAAGAUCCAUCGGUAUUUUUGAAUUUACCUUAUGCCUACCUUUUUUUUCAAAUUUUCUAGAGCGCCAUGAUUGAUCCUUCCAUUUUACUGGGCGCAACACCUGAGUGUGAAUUCCUCAACUUUACAAAAACCGGCAAUGAUAGCUUUUUCAUCGGUUAGAUUUUCUUCACAAACUUUUUCAUUUUCCCACCUUCAAGGCAUCGAUCUUGCGUAUUCACCAAAGACUGCUGUGACCGACGAGUUGAUGAAAAUCGUCGAGGCGAGAUAUACGAAGAAGGAUUUGCUUAGAAUUUUGAUGAUGAUAUUGAAAGCAGAGAACUCACCAUAUAACUACACAAAAAUCGACAUGAAGAUGAACGUUAGAGGUGGAAAUUGACUUGUUUCCUGUUUUCAGACAUUUCGUUCAGGCUUUGACAGCGAUGCUUCCAUGACAAAAUACAUGACAAGCUCUUUUGCUAGUCAAUGUGGAAAUCCCCUGCUUGGUUGGUGGUUUUACUGCAAAACUAUGUUAGAAUUAUAAUCAUGUUUGAAAAGAAGAAUACGAAUAAAAAGAAAAAUACGGGGAAAAAAUCAUGAAAAAUACAAUCUCAAAAGAGUUGUCCAAAAAUGCUCCAUCGACACGAAUUCAAAGUUUGGCUCCUGCACGGAGUUUUACGAGCUUUUUUUAUAAAACUCUCAAUCGUUUUUUUUUUCUUGUUUGUUUUUCAUGCUAUUUUCAUGUUCAGAUAAUUUCUCUAUUAGAUUUUAAAUGAGCUGAAGUUUGCUGUUUUUAGCUGGAAUAGUCUUCGAUGAUUCCAUCGUGAAGAAUUUAUAUUCUGUCACCGACUACAAGUACACCAUUCGGCUAUCAAACACAAAUCGCCGUCUGAAAACUGUAAAGAUUGAAUUCAAAACAUAUCAAUUUUUGAAUUCCAGUUUUUUGCGAACACAUACACGCCAUGGGACACGUCGCAGUUAUUCGCGAUUAAAUUUAUCAGCGGACCGGUAAAUCCUUCAGCCUACGAUGGCGGCUAUCCGGGUAAAGAGAGAGAAAAGGUGUUGAUUAUCAUUAAAAUGUUACCAGGAUAUUGGAAAGAAGGUUUCAUGACCAUCCAGAAGGCAAUUCACGUGGCGAUCACACAAAAGUUGACGAAUAAAACAGAAAAUGAAUUUGAGGACGCUUUUAUGGUUGGCUUGAUAAUAUCUUCUCUUUCUUUUAAUAAAAAAAUAUUUAGUUGUCACGAUUCCCUUAUCCUGCCUACCAGAACAAAAUCAUCGAAAUUGGAGCCUUUUUCCUGCCAGUCGUCGUGAUAUUCUCUUACAUGACCAGCGUGAUUUACAUCGUUCGCUGUGUCGUCAUGGAGAAGGAAAAUCGGCUCAAAGUUCUCAUUGGCAAGGAAUACUUAGUAAAUAAGAAGUUUUAGGAAUACAUGAGAGUGAUGGGCUUGGCACAGUGGGUGAACUGGCUGGCCCACGGAAUCAUCAAUUAUGUCAAGCUUUUGGGUGCCGUCAUUGUCCUGACUAUUUUUCUCCAUUUUGUGACAAUCAAGUUGGUCAGAAAUCAGCAAUUUGACUAAUUUGAGUGUUGAAAGAUCCGACGCAACUAUAAUGUUUGUCUUCUUCUUGCUGUACGCCUUGAAUGCCUUAUGUUUCGCUUUCGCCAUUUCAACUUUUAUGCAGUCCGGUAAGACUUUUUGGAUUUGGAGGGUGAGAACAAAACUUUAGUUCUCUCAACUUGCUUCCACUCCAUAAAGGAAUAUCUGGUGGUAAAAAUUUCGAAAACUUUAAAUUUUGAAAUCGGACUCGGAAUUUGAUAGGGAGCAACUUCAGGAAAAAAAUAAUUUAAAAAAAACGUGAAUUAAUAGUGCUGAAUAGUAAAAAAAAGUUUUUGGAAAAUAAUUUCCGAAGAAAAUAAGUUGAUUUAUUUUAAUGGUGCGUUGGCUAGUGAAUCUAGUCUCGUUAAUUUUUUUUUGCAAUAGAAUUCGGGUGGGGUUUUUGGUAAUUCAUGCUUUCAGUUACUUUUCUUCCCCUCAAUUAGCGACUUCUUCUCUUCUAUAUCAAAAAAAUGAAAGAGAUUCUGUGUAGGAACCGCCGGAACGAUGAUGGCGGUCGUCGGAUGGAUGCUCAUCUACUUUUGGUACGCCUUGUUCUCCUCGUUCGACUCCAUCCAGCCCUAUCCUUUCGGCAUCCGAAUCCUCAACUGUCUCAAUCCGGAUAUCGCUCUUUCUUAUGGUGUUACUCUACUCGCGCAGUAUGAGACUCAGGGUGGGUAGGACGAAAAAUGACGUAUUUGGACUUUUUGAUUGGUAUCUGAUUUGAGGUUAGAAUGAAAAAGAAAGAGCAGAAAUAAGGAAAAAAAUUCAAUAUGUACAUUUUUUUUUCGGAAUCUUUUUCAAGCAGGUCCAAAAAGAUAAGGAAUAUUUUUUCGAACGUUUUGCAAGCUCAAGCGAUAAUUCAAAAAAUGAGGAAUGCAUUUUUGAUAGUCAGUUAGUGAGCUGAAGCUGAUUUUUUUUUCUAUAUGGCUUCGAAGUUAUGAAGUCUGAUCAAAAAUCUUUUCUGAGCAAAAAUUCUCGUGGGAAAACGUUCGAAUAUAUAUUUUAUGCAAUGAGAUAUUUCCGCUCUUUUAACCAACAGGAUAAGGUCAGUACAAAAGUAUUCAAAAUGUCCACUCAAUACUACUCGAUUCAGCCGAUGGUCUGCACUGGAACCUCCUUUUCACUCCUCCAGCCCCGGAUAACCGGCUCUGUUUCGGCCAUGCCAUGCUGAUGUUGGUGGUCGACGCCAUCUACAUGAUUCUCUUCACUUGGUACGUCGAAGCCGUCUACCCUGGCGGCGAAGGAGUUCCUCAGAAGCCCUGGUUCUUCCUCUUGGUUGGCCUCGCCCUGUUAAAAAGAUAGGAAAUCUUUUUCCAGCCAUCUUAUUGGUUUCCCAACCUUUCUGCGAAACGGAAAACGCGAAAAGACCAGUACCUCGGUCAUUGGGACGACGACGAGUCCAUUGGCAAGUCAAAUGAAAAUAUUGAGAAAGGACCAAAUUUGGAGGUAUUUCCUAGCAGGAAUCGCUCAUUUUAAUUGUGUUUUUAAGCCGACUAUCGACGUCGUUAAUUUGAGCAAGACUUAUGGAACAUCGAUCUUCAAGAAGCUCUUCGAUUGCAAAUUUGGCAGGGAAAGCGAGAAAAAGGUUUUGGGAAAGGAAGUUCAAAAGAGAGUACAAUUUUUUUUGAAGAAAAGUCAAAACCUGCUGUGUUUUUGUGAGAACUCAGUUUGAAGAUGAACUGAGGGAUUCACUUUUUUCCAAUUUUGAGCAAACUAAACACAGUUUCAGCUAUCCUCUCUAAGAAAAAAACUUUUUCUUUAACCGCUUCGAAAAAUUAAGAUUUCCAAAGUCGUGUUUUUUUAAAUUUUACUUAUGCCGACCUUAUCGCAGUGUCGAAGCAUAAAACUACCUAUUUUCCACUUUUUGUUCCAGGCAGUCGAUGAACUGAGUCUGCACGUGUACCCGUCGCAAAUCACCGUCCUUCUGGGACACAACGGCGCCGGCAAAAGCACGACGUUCAGCAUGCUGACGGGAGUGACGUCACCGUCUUCUGGAACGGCCUACGUCGACGGCUUCGACAUGAGGACGAGUCUCCCGACGAUCCGACGUCGGAUGGGCCUCUGUCCUCAGUACAACACCCUCUUCGACAAGCUCACCGUCAUGGAACAUCUCUACUUCUUCUGCGAGUUGAAGGGUCGCCACUGGGACGAGGACGAGGCUCUGGCCAUACUGAAAAAGUUGAAAAUCGGUUAGGAGGGUUAAUGGAACAAGAAAAUGAAGGAAUUUUGAAGAGUUCAAGUCGGACUCUUAUGCUGGAACGCUUUCCGGCGGUCAGAAAAGGAAGUUGUCGUUGGGGAUCGCACUUGUCGGAGGAUCCGAGGUCAGUUUCAAAAGUUUUUUUGGCGUCUUUUUCACUAGGAAAUUGUGCUGGUUGAGACUUUUAAGAUCUUCAUCUGGUAUAUCAAGAAGUGCUCUGGCAAAUUUCAGGAGUUUCCCUAACCACAAAAUAAAAUGAUCUUCCUUUUCAGAGAACUUUCAUAGGAACUUUCUCUGAUCGCUUUGGCGAAUUUUCAGAUAAAGCCACAAUCUUGAAUGAAAAUACCUUAAUUUCCAGGUAGUCCUACUCGACGAACCAACAUCUGGAAUGGAUCCGGGAGCACGACAUGAGACUUGGGCUUUGCUUCAAGCCGAAAAAUCAACUCGGACGAUUCUACUGACCACUCACUUCAUGGAGGAAGCUGACGUCUUGGGAGACCGGUCCUUUCUUUUCAUUUUCAUUCGUUUUAGCUGGAAUUUCAGAAUCGCAAUAAUGGCCCAUGGGCAGUUGCAAUGCUGUGGAUCGCCAAUGUAUCUCAAACAGCGAUACGGUAGGGCUUUCCAGAAAAGAAAAGAAAAGAAUAAAAAUGAAAGAACGGUCCAGGAGAUGGAUAUCAUCUGACAGUGGUUUAUUCUUCGUCGGACGCUGCCGAUGUCAACGGAACUUUGUCCUUGAUCAGAGAAUUCGUGGAAGAUGCACAGCUUCAGUCGGUGGUCGGCCAGGAAGGCACCGUCAUUCUCAAUGCGUCUCAUCGACCCAAGUCAGUUUUAAUGAGGGGAGGAACGAACGAGAAUAUUGAGAAAGCUCAAUGAGAAAAAUAUGCGUUUUGCCUUUUAUUCCUGAUUCAUCCUGACUUGAAACGUCGAUCUGUAUGGUUUGAAGCGUCGCUGGGACAUUUUGGCUAAAAGUAUAGAUUUUUCAAAAGCUUCAUCUCAUGCCUUCUGAUGCCCUUGCGCGCAAGUAGUUUAGGGUCGGGAACGUCUUGAAGCAACCUAGGCUAAAAAACUGCAACUAUGUUCUUACAAAUCAGGGUCACCCGAGUUCAACUUUUUAUGAAGACUUUUUCUUGAUAAAAUGCAAAAUUUCCAACUAUCGGACAUUCAUCUUUAUGAUAAUUUCCUGACAAAUAUUUUCAAAGAUCGUUCACCUAAAUUUUCUCAGAUUCCCAUCCCUUUUUGCAAAGUUGGAAGCAUCACAGGAUUCCCUGGCGAUCACGUCUUUCGGCGUCUCCAUAACCACAAUGGAAGAAGUUUUUCUGAAGUGACUUUUUUGAUUUUCCCUCAGCAAAGCUCAUGUCGAUUUCAGAGUCGGGGCAAUGGCGGAAGAAAGAAGGGCGAUCGUCGAAGUCGACGAAUCUUCUCAGGAACUGCUCUCUCGCAACGAUCCCAUGCUUCAGAGUAGGAAAUAAACAUAUAAUUCUUCCAAAAAUCAUUCUGAAAUUGAAGAACUUCGAGCGAACCGACGAUUGACGGGAUGGCGCCUUCAGAUGCAGCACAUCAAGGCGAUGUUUCAUCAAAAGGGCCAUUUAUUUCUACAGAAAAGUGGACCCAAUUCAUCACCCAGCUGCUUUUCCCUGUAGAUUCCUUGUUCUAGUUCAAAGUACCAUUCCAAAUCCUCCAGAUAGCUUACAUGGCCCUGAUGGUCUGGACCUCGACGACAGUUCCUGUGGCCAAAGAACAGCCGCCUCUGACAAUCACUUUGGACCCUUUUUCUCCGGCUCCGAUCCAGGACAUAUCAUCACUGCGAGCAAGGCUUACAGAAACCAGCCAAUCAGAACGUUUUUUGUCGGUUUUCAAAGAAAAACUUUCUUUUGGAUUUAUAGUUUGGUGAACAAGACCGCAACUGCUUUGAAAUGCUCCUCGACUCAAGUUUAUUCCGUCGACAACGUCACCCAGUACAUUGUCGACCUCACCAAUGUUGUCAGUUUUAUUUAUACGGUGAUGGGAAUCCAGAAAAAAAAACUAGAUAAAAAAAAAGUUUCCUAGGUUAAGCGAGGUUUCAGCAAGAUUAUAUAUUUUUCAACCCUUUUUUUGGGAAGAUUAGACUUAUACCCAUCAGUAAUUAUUAUGUUCAGCAACGUUUUUUCGUUUUCCUUGAUCUUUUUUGGGAAAGUUUCUUCUCACUUCCUACACUGAAUUCACCGCUAGGUUUUCGCAAAAAAUCUUUCCUUCCGUUUUUGUGAAUGAAUUCUUUUUUGGGCGUUUUUGUGCAGAUCGUCUGCUGACCUUUCUUGGAAAAAUCCUGGUUCUGUGAAUUUUUAACCAACUAGGUGAAUGACCUAUACAAUUUAAAUUUGUUUCAAAAUUCAGACUUUCACAAGACCCCAUCAAUUGCUUUAAAAAUUCAAAAAAUUUCCAUUUUGCUUCAAUAAACUUUCCGAUUUCUCAUUGCUUUGAAAAUUUGGGAUAAAUUCGAAAGUUAUCUUAUGAAAAAAAAAACGAUUCUUAAGAGUCUGUAGUUCUGAUUCUAGAUCUUUCAAAUUCAGUUUGAAAAAUAAUCCAUUUUCUCACAGAUGGGCUCCCGAGAGAUUGGGGUUCAUUACCCAAUAGCCUAUGACGUCGAUGAGAUCUCCUUGAGCAACUACAGUCUCCCUGACGUUUGAAGAUCGUCAAAGGUUGGAUAGGAAUCGGAAAAAGAAAUAUAUGGAGAUGAAUUUCCCCCAGCUCUCUUCAACAACUUCGGAUUCACCACCCCCGCCCUGGCCGUGAGCUUUACCGACUCGAUGCUUUUGUCCCAGAAAAUGAAGACGGAAUACACUUUCACGGCGAUUAAUCAUCCAUUGCCGCCCACGACUCAGGAUUCCUUCAAAAAUCAGAAUCUGAGCAACACCGCCGUGUUCCUCAUCGCCUAUGCUAUGAUUGGUAGAACUGGACCUAUAAGUUUUGGAAAAAAAAAAAUGAAAUUCUAGUUUCGAUGGCCGUGAUCGUAGCGGGAUAUUCGCAGUUUUUGAUCCGCGAGAGGAAGAAGAAAAGCAAGCAUAUGCAGGUUUCCAGUUUCAUAAUUAAAAAUAACAGGAAAAUCUCAUUUUUUAAAGUGAAACUUAUUUUUUGCAUUUUAUCAAAAUAAAAUGUUUCAAAAUCGAGGUCAUAUUACUAUACGGUUUUGAAAAAUUAGCUCAAAAAACUCCCUGAAUGUCGAGUAAAAUCUCAUAGUCGCUACCUGCGCAGACUUCUAAUUUUGGACAUAUGAAUUUUUCUAAGUUGCCAAAUAAGAUUUUUUUAAGCUUAAAUUCCCGAGCUUUAAAAUCAUUGCAAAAACUAGAAGUUAGAUCAAGGAGUAAGAGUUAUUAUCAUACCUAUAAAACCAGAAGUUUGAAAAGGUAGAUACUACGGAGGGGUUCUUCAAUUACACUUUUGAAAAGUAUUCAAACAAAAUUUCCAGAAAAAUUCCAAGUAGAAAAAUAAAAUGACCUCUCCUGUAAAUUUGAAGAUGCUGGCCGGACUGCGGUCGACGACUUACUGGUGGACGGCGUUCGUGUGGGACGCCGUCUGGUUUCUUUUCCGAGUUCUCUGUUUCAUCGCCAUUUUUUAUGCGUUUGACAUUGAGGUUUGUCCACUGAUAGGACGUUAAAACAAACUUGGAACAAAGUUUUCUUUUUGAAGAACAUCUACGCGAAAAUUGUCCAUUUUCAAAAUUUUUAAUAUUACAAUUAGUACAAAAAAUUUCAAAAAACGGCUGACUUUAUAUUGAUUUUUUUUCACUGUACAAACAUUAUUUUUUGUCUAUCUCUUUUUAUUUUCUUUCCAGCAAUACACAAAACGGUUCACUACGAUCAUCGUGUUGGUGGUCUCGAUGUCCUUAUACGGAUGGACUUCCCUUCCCUUCACCUAUUGGUUCUCCUUCAUGUUCACCUCGGCUCCCAAGGGCUUCACCUUGAUCGUAAUGUACAAUGUUAUCACAGGUAUCUGGAAUACCCUCAAUCAAGGCUUUAGAUUCAAACGAUUCAGGAAUGGUCGGAUCGAUCGCGGUGCCGAUCAUCCAGCAAACCUCGGGAAAUGAUCCCGCCUACAUUACCAGCACGAUUUUGUCCUUUUUCUUCCCGACUUACAGCAUUUCCAACAUUGCGACUGUGGUCAGUUUGACGCUUUUGAAAAGUUCCUUUACGUGAAAAAAAAGAGUUUGGGUCGAAAAAAGGCCAGGAGAAGGCCCGUUAGGUUUGCUCGAGGUCAGCAAAAAUCAAACUACGAAAUUUUUUGUGAAUUUUUUUGAGCUGGUUUUUUUCUGUGGCUGAAAGCAAGGAUCAAUCAAUCAUUUUUUUAUUUUGAACAUUUCACCUAGUUAUAGGUCACUCAGUAACAACUCGAAAUAAAUAAAUUUUUUUUAAAAUUUCCAGCCCAGUUCAAAAAAGUUCAGAGUUUGGGUUUUUUUUUCUCGUGAUUUUUCUUUUUUUUCUGAUUGAGACAGAAGAAGUCGACCUAUGUGCUUGAUUUUGAACUUCCAUCAGCAAUUUUUGCAUCGUCUCUUCAGAUCUACACGAAUGAAGUUGCCUGGCAGGCCUGCGAGAAGCUCGGACCGUUCGCCUGCUCGAACAUGUUGUACAACAGCAGCACCCAGUGUUGCGGGCCUUCUUCCCAACGCGCCUACACGGACCACGUCGCCUUCGACGCGACUCGCAAAGGCGUUCUCAUUCCUCUGAUUUUCCUUGCCGUCCAAGGGUUUAUUUUCUGGAUCUGUGUCUUCAUGGCUGAAACCAGCCAGUUCGCAAGAAUUCUCAACUUUGGGAAACGAUUGUUCAAGAAACUCGGCCAAGGUCAUGGCAGAAGAGGUUGGGAAACGGCAUAAAAAAAAGAUAACAAGAUCAUUCAGAAGCUGAAGUACGAUGAGCACGACCUUCGAGUUGAAGAUUCGGACGUCCUUGCUGAAAAAGACAAGGUCAAACAGCUCGACAUCCAGAAAACUUCUCUCGUUGCUAAUAAUCUUGUCAAAUCGUGAGAAUAAUUAGAAAAAGUUGGGAAUUCCGAAAUUUUCCAGCUAUGGCGACUUCACAGCUGUCAAAGGUGUCAAUUUUCACGUCAACUCUAGAGAAUGCUUCGGACUUCUUGGCGUCAACGGCGCUGGGAAAACUUCCACCUUCCAGGUUUUUGAAUGGACCCUAAAUGAAUGAGAAAAGAUUUUGUUUCUAGAUGCUCACUGGAGAGAACACGAUAACCCGAGGAAACGCCUUCGUCAAAGGUUGGAGCGUUGCAACCGACUGGAGACAGGCCGGCGCCCACACCGGCUACUGUCCACAGUUCGACGCCGUCAUCCGCGAGAUGUCCGGCGAGGAGACGCUCUACAUGUUCGCUCGUAUCCGCGGCAUUCCGGGGAAUGAGCUCAAAGAAAAGGUACAAUGAUUUAUUUUCGAGGUUUGCAAUCGAACUAUACAUUUUUUGUAAUUUUGAGUUGUCUAACUUUUGAACUCUUACUCAAAACAAAAUUUUUUGACUUUCAAAAGGCUAAAAUAAGUUUCCCAGUAAUUUUCCUGAAAAAAAGACGUGUACCAAUGUAAUCAGCGAAAAGUUCAGAGCAAGACAAACCCAUAAAAUCUGAAAUCAAUAAAGAGCCUUUAAAAAAGAUUAAGAGCAUUUGCGCUCCAAGAAAAAGAUUCAUUACUAAUUUUUUUUAAGAUUUAUUUUCUGAAAGUUCUUAGCAUGCUCAAAUGUUUUUUUCCCUGUUUUUCAAGAACAAUCCGUUAAUUUGUCCAAAUCUUUUGAAGUCCUCGACCUGCACCUUUUUUCAAACCAUUCUAUUCCAUUCCAAUUAAACAUCAAGUGGAUGUUCCUAGGUCAAGAAGAGACUUUUCAGGUGGAUGCCGUCAUUCAUGCGAUCGGCAUCAAAAUGUACGCGAAACGACAGAUCAAGACGUACAGCGGCGGCAACAAACGACGUCUGUCUCUGGGAAUCGCCCUCGUCGGACUCCCAGAAGUCCUUCUUCUCGACGAGCCAACGACUGGCGUCGAUCCGAAGGCUCGUCGCAUCAUCUGGAACAUUCUGAACCAAGUCAGAGAGCUCGGCGUCGCCUUGGUCCUCACCUCCCACAGUAUGGACGAGUGCGAGGCUCUUUGUACCGAACUCGCCAUCAUGGUCAGCGGUGGGUUUCUGUUCUGAAUUACUGUUUCUGAAAAGUUUCAAAUGAGAGAAAUGAAAAUUAAGCUCAUUACACCGUUUUCAAAAUUUUCCAAAAUUUUGAUGCACGAAAAAACUAAACUUAGAAAAAGGACAUAAACAUUUGAAUUACUAAUUUUUGACAAAAUUCCAGGCCGCUUCCGGUGUUUUGGCAGCUGUCAACACAUAAAAAGUCGCUACGGUGCGGGGUACACUUUGAUCAUCCGCGCGGCCUUCGAAUCACAAGUUGCAGCCACUGUAAAAGCCAUCCGAGAAAGUUUUCCCACCGCGGUUCUCAAGGUCUUUCGGACUGUCCAAAAAUUAUCGAAAGAACGCCUUGAUUUAAAGGAACAACACCUACUCCAACUGAACUUCGAACUUCGACGCGAUGGAACGAAUUGGUCCAAGUUAUUCGAGCGCCUCGAGCAAAUCUCCAUGAAAAUCGGAUGGGAUGACUAUUCCUUGUCACAGACCACACUUGAGCAGGUUCGACCGAGAAGUGAAUUCGAUGAAAAAAGGUUGAUUUCAGGUGUUCAUCGAGUUUUCUCGAGACGCGGCGCGGCCGUUAGAUGACGUCGAAAGGAUGUCGAAUGCCGUCAUCGGCAAUAAUUUGCACACAGACGUACCCAUAUAG
This is a messenger RNA of Caenorhabditis auriculariae, 11447 nucleotides long. Lineage: Eukaryota; Metazoa; Nematoda; Chromadorea; Rhabditida; Rhabditidae. The record is from the annotation of a GenBank genome assembly.